AUGUCAUUAAAAAAUGCUCGUUUUCCUCUUCAAGAUGUGUUCAAUAGAAUAAUAGAACAAACAAAAAUUGAGAUAGUUGAACCAAUUGCUAGUUACCCAAUUUUAAAAAAAGAAAUAGUUUAUAAUCAUUUAAUUCAUCCUGAUCCCACAGAUACUCUUUAUGAAAAUGUAAUAACUGAAAAUUGUAUUCUGAGUUCUGUAAACAAGAAAAAUAUGUAUUUUUUGUUGAAAAAUAAUGUCAUUAUUUGUAUUAAAAAAAUUAUAAAAAAGGCUAAUGGAAGUGUAUAUUUUGAAGUUGUAAAAUACAACGCAGUCCCAUUUUUUGACAAUCCAUUAGUGUCUGAUAUUGUUGGAGACUUCUAUGUAGAUAUAUUUGAUGAAACAGAUAGUUUUCUUAUUAAUAUGUGUGAUAUUAAGCAUAAAUGUUUAUUUUUUAGUAUUUCUGAUGUAAAAGCAGUUGCAAUUACAUUGUUACAUGAUCUUUAUUAA
Macrosiphum euphorbiae (potato aphid) is the source of this 489-nucleotide messenger RNA. Lineage: Eukaryota; Metazoa; Arthropoda; Insecta; Hemiptera; Aphididae. The record is from the annotation of a GenBank genome assembly.